AUGUUCAUUGGGGAAUGGACGACUGCUGAUGUUGCUGUUGAUGUUGCUGUUGCUGUUGCUGUUGCUGUUGAUGUUGAUGUUGAUGUUGCUGUUGAUGUUGCUGUUGCUGUUGCUGUUGAUGUUGAUGUUGAUGUUGCUGUUGAUGUCGGUGUCGAUGUUGUGGUUGCUGUUGCUGUUGCUGUUGAUGUCGGUGUCGAUGUUGUGGUUGCUGUUGCUGUUGAUGUUGCUGUUGCUGUUGAUGUUGAUGUUGCUGUUGAUGUUGCUGUUGAUGUUGCUGUUGAUGUUGAUGUUGCUGUUGAUGUUGCUGUUGAUGUCGGUGUCGAUGUUGUGGUUGCUGUUGCUGUUGCUGUUGAUGUUGCUGUUGCUGUUGCUGUUGCUGUUGAUGUUGAUGUUGCUGUUGAUGUUGCUGUUGAUGUCGGUGUCGAUGUUGUGGUUGCUGUUGCUGUUGAUGUUGCUGUUGCUGUUGAUGUUGAUGUUGCUGUUGAUGUUGCUGUUGAUGUUGAUGUUGCUGUUGAUGUUGCUGUUGAUGUCGGUGUCGAUGUUGUGGUUGCUGUUGCUGUUGCUGUUGAUGUUGCUGUUGCUGUUGCUGUUGCUGUUGAUGUUGAUGUUGCUGUUGAUGUUGCUGUUGAUGUCGGUGUCGAUGUUGUGGUUGCUGUUGCUGUUGAUGUUGCUGUUGCUGUUGAUGUUGAUGUUGCUGUUGAUGUUGCUGUUGAUGUUGCUGUUGAUGUUGAUGUUGCUGUUGAUGUUGCUGUUGAUGUCGGUGUCGAUGUUGUGGUUGCUGUUGCUGUUGCUGUUGAUGUUGCUGUUGCUGUUGCUGUUGCUGUUGAUGUUGGUGUUGCUGUUGAUGUUGCUGUUGAUGUCGGUGUCGAUGUUGUGGUUGCUGUUGCUGUUGAUGUUGCUGUUGCUGUUGCUGUUGAUGUUGAUGUUGCUGUUGAUGUUGCUGUUGAUGUCGGUGUCGAUGUUGUGGUUGCUGUUGCUGUUGAUGUUGCUGUUGAUACGGCGAGU
Messenger RNA from Mesorhabditis belari, 1005 nucleotides. The record is from the annotation of a GenBank genome assembly. NCBI's taxonomy places the organism in Eukaryota, Metazoa, Nematoda, Chromadorea, Rhabditida, Rhabditidae.